Ichthyophthirius multifiliis is the source of this 441-nucleotide messenger RNA. RefSeq lists its product as hypothetical. The transcript has 5 exons. NCBI's taxonomy places the organism in Eukaryota, Ciliophora, Oligohymenophorea, Hymenostomatida. The record is from RefSeq and is a predicted model, not a curated record.
AUGGGUGCUGAUCCUAGAUAAACAAGUAAACAAAUAGAAGUUCUUUUUCUUGCUGUCGCAUGGAUAAGUUCUAUGUGUUGUUUAAUUAGAACAGAUUUCAAUUUUGCAUUUUCUCUUUUUGGUUAUUAUUUAUGGAUUUCAAGAGAUGAUAAAGCAAAUUCAAUGAUGUUAAUAAUAAUGAAUGCAGUUUUAAUUCUUGUUGAUAUUAUCUGGCUUUUAGCUGUAAGUAGUGUAUGGACUACACAAACAAAUAAUGAUGCAUGGAAUAGUUUACGUGGAUUACAUAUAUUUGCACUUAUUUUUUCUGUUGUAAAUGUUAUAAUAAAGAUCAUUAUAACUAUACUUAUUAAUAGUUACAGAAGCACAUAAAAUAAUGAUUAUGUUAGUAAUAUAUAAGGAUAAAACCCUUAACUCGGAGGAUAUUCGAUUGUAUAACAUUGA